Molecule: messenger RNA, 2159 nt
Organism: Amphimedon queenslandica
Lineage: Eukaryota; Metazoa; Porifera; Demospongiae; Haplosclerida; Niphatidae
Product: multidrug and toxin extrusion protein 1-like
Exons: 16
Coding region: 124-2142 (672 amino acids)
Biological process (GO): xenobiotic detoxification by transmembrane export across the plasma membrane
Cellular component (GO): membrane
Molecular function (GO): xenobiotic transmembrane transporter activity; antiporter activity
Source: RefSeq, a predicted model, not a curated record
GCAGUGCUAUGCUACAACAGAUUUCCCCAUUAUUGCAUCAUCAGACUGCCAUCUCUCCUAUAAAAGCUUGAGGCAUUUUUAAAUGAAAUAAUAUGAAUUCUAUUAAUAAAACAGCAGAGGUCAAUGUCAUAUAGAUCUAGCAAUAUGGUGGAUGGUAGAGAUGGUAAAGAGGUCAAUUCUAUAGAGCAAGGGAGCAGCAGUUCUUGGAGCAUUCAAACAGAACCCAAGCCACCAAGUAAUGGCAGACAAAGGAGAGUCUGGGAAGGAAGGAGCUUCUUUAGGCGCCUCUGGUCGGGGCUAUGCUCUUACUGGGUUAUAGCCGAACUCUGGACUGUUACAAAACUAUCUAUUCCAAUUGGAUUGUCGUUUGUUCUUCAACAAACCAUUUAUUCAAUUGCACUGAUUUUUGCUGGUCACUUACCGGAUGAGGAAAAUACCUCACUUAACUUAGAUAGUUUAGCUCUUGCAAAUUCGAUGAUCAAUGUCACUGGUUUGUCCAUUGGAAUAGGUCUCUCAAGUGCAGCAGACACACUCUGUGCUCAAACGUAUGGCUACAAGAAUUACAAAAGAGUUGGAAUAAUAUUUCAAAGAGGUCUUCUCAUCCUUUUAUUAACGGCACUGUUUAUUUGUUGGCUGUUGUUGAACACAGAAUCCUUUCUAUUAUUAUUACAGCAGCCUCCCUGUGUAGCAAGAUUAACUGGAAGAAUAGUCCAAAUUUUGACUCUUAGCCUUCCUGGCAUUUUUCUGUUUACCAUGCUGCAAAAAUUUUUGCAAACUCAAAGUAUUGUCUGGCCUUUCAUUCUCUGUGCUUUUGCUACUAAUGUGAUUCAUGUCAUCAUCAUUGCAAUCUUUGUCUAUGUCUUCCAUUUUGGAGUAAUUGGUAUAGCUGUUGCAUAUGUCAUUUCAAACUAUGUCCAGCCAUUACUACUCAUAUUGUACAUUAAAGUCAUGAAGCUCCACAAAAAGACAUGGGGAGGAUGGACUCUAGAUUGUUUUGAUGGCUGGAUGGAGUUUUGUAAACUCGGUCUUCCUGGGGUUGGUAUGAUUACUGUGGAGUGGGGAAGCUUUGAAGUCACAGCUUUUGUUCUUGGGUCAUUAGGAGAAGUAGAACUAGCAAUUAAUACGAUUUUGAUUAACACAAUUACAUUUUUAUUCAUGAUAUCAUUGGGUUUAUCUGUAGCAGCAUCAAUAAGAGUUGGUAAUGAGUUAGGAGCUGGUAAUCCUGUCAAAGCCAAACGUUCUGCUAUUGUAUGUAUUGGAGCUAAUGCUGUUGUUGUAUUGAUUUUAUCUGCAGUUGUUGAAGGGAUGGGAAGCAAUAUAGGAAAACUAUACAAUGUUGAACAAGCUGUCAUGGAAAAACUUCCAAAUGUCAUUCGACUUUUGGGAUUUGUAAUCAUCACCGAUCAGUUGCAAGGAGUAAUGUCUGGAGUUAUUCGUGGUAUUGGACAUCAGCUAUGGGGAGCAGGAGUCAAUUUUAUAGCAUUUUAUAUAAUAGGACUGCCUAUUGGAAUUCCUUUAGCUAUAUUCACUAGCUUAAAAUCUUUUGGUAUGUGGAUUGGACUAUUCUCUGCUAGCCUAACACAAGUGGUCGGCUAUGGUAUAAUAUUAUUGUGUCUCAAUUGGAAGAAAGAGUCGCAACUGGCCAUGAAAAGAGGAGAAGGAGAGAAAGAAGGCCAUCAUCAUAGAAAUGAAGAGGAGGAAGGAGAGAGAAUUGAGCUACAGGAGUACAGACCUGUCAGGCUAGAAGAAGAAUUAGAAUGUGAUGAAGAAAGGAAUGAGAAUGAGACCAUGGGAGAGAAUGAGAACGAGAUUGAGGAGAAUGAGAACGAGAUUGAGGAGAAUGAGAACGAAGAUCAAGACGACAGAGAAUUAUUAACAGACAAGCUAUUAGAAGAUGAUGACGAUGAUGACAAAAAGCAAGAAAAUGCUCCUGAAAUUACGCUACAGACAAGUACAAGGAAGUCAAAGAAAGUCAGAAUAACAAAGAUACUACUGACAAAAGGAGUUCUGUAUCUAAUUGGUAUCAUUGGUUGUGUAGCAGCUAUAUUUGCCAGUAGAUUCACACCACCAGAAUCAAUUAUUAAUGGAAAUUUUUCCGAGUGUACAGAUAAUUAUUAUUUAUACCAUAAUACCACCUAUUAAUUGUUAUUAAUUAUUAA